Homo sapiens (human) is the source of this 7951-nucleotide messenger RNA. RefSeq names its product kinesin family member 1C (gene KIF1C). The record is from RefSeq and is a predicted model, not a curated record. NCBI's taxonomy places the organism in Eukaryota, Metazoa, Chordata, Mammalia, Primates, Hominidae. Bases 390 to 3701 code for a protein of 1103 amino acids. Gene Ontology annotation, biological process: microtubule-based movement. Gene Ontology annotation, cellular component: Golgi apparatus; cytoskeleton; axon cytoplasm. The transcript is spliced from 24 exons. Gene Ontology annotation, molecular function: ATP binding; microtubule motor activity; microtubule binding.
AGCUCGCGCUGCCCGGGCGGGCGCCGGCCGCUGGCGCCGCUACUGCUGCCGCCCCCGGGGCGCGAGUCCGCCGCCCGCCGCCCGGGCACCCGGCGAGGGGCGGGGGCAGCUCCGAACCGGCCCCAGAUCCUUCCCGCUUCCGCCUCACGCUUCCCGGAAAGCUUGUCCCUCUCCGCCGAGCUGCUCCGGGAGCCCCGCCGCGCCGAGGGAGGCCCCAGGGACCCUCUACCCUCAAACACAGGGUAUCUCCCAGAGCCCCAGCUGGUGUGGCCAGGCCCCAGGAGUAGGAUGGGGCUCCCCCUACGAGGGCCGGUGGCAGCCAGAACUGAUACAGCCCCCCUGGUCUGGGGCCAGGACGCCAGCUGAGGAGGGCAGGAGUGUCUGGAGCUAUGGCUGGUGCCUCGGUGAAAGUGGCAGUGAGGGUUCGGCCCUUUAACGCCCGUGAGACCAGCCAGGAUGCCAAGUGUGUGGUCAGCAUGCAGGGCAACACCACCUCCAUCAUCAAUCCUAAACAGAGCAAGGAUGCCCCCAAAAGCUUCACCUUUGACUACUCCUACUGGUCACACACUUCGACGGAGGACCCCCAGUUUGCAUCUCAGCAGCAAGUGUAUCGGGACAUUGGAGAAGAGAUGCUGCUCCACGCCUUUGAAGGCUACAACGUGUGCAUCUUUGCCUAUGGGCAGACCGGGGCUGGGAAAUCCUAUACCAUGAUGGGGCGACAGGAGCCAGGGCAGCAGGGCAUCGUGCCCCAGCUCUGUGAGGACCUCUUCUCUCGCGUUAGUGAGAACCAGAGUGCUCAGCUAUCCUACUCUGUGGAGGUGAGCUAUAUGGAGAUCUACUGUGAGCGGGUACGAGACCUCUUGAACCCCAAGAGUCGGGGUUCUCUGCGGGUCCGGGAGCACCCCAUCCUGGGCCCGUACGUGCAGGACCUGUCCAAAUUGGCUGUGACCUCCUACGCAGACAUUGCUGACCUCAUGGACUGUGGAAAUAAAGCACGGACUGUGGCUGCCACCAACAUGAAUGAGACCAGCAGCCGUUCCCAUGCCGUCUUUACCAUCGUCUUCACACAGCGCUGCCAUGACCAGCUCACGGGGCUGGACUCGGAGAAGGUCAGUAAGAUCAGUUUGGUGGACCUUGCUGGGAGUGAGCGAGCCGACUCCUCAGGGGCCCGGGGCAUGCGCCUGAAGGAAGGAGCCAACAUCAAUAAGUCCCUGACUACACUAGGGAAAGUGAUCUCGGCCCUUGCAGAUAUGCAAUCAAAGAAGCGAAAGUCGGAUUUUAUCCCCUACAGGGACUCUGUGCUCACCUGGCUGCUCAAGGAAAAUUUGGGGGGGAACUCACGCACAGCCAUGAUUGCAGCCCUGAGCCCUGCUGACAUCAAUUACGAGGAGACUCUCAGCACCCUCAGGUAUGCUGACCGCACCAAGCAAAUCCGCUGCAAUGCCAUCAUCAACGAGGACCCUAAUGCCCGGCUGAUUAGAGAGCUGCAGGAGGAAGUAGCCCGGCUGCGGGAACUGCUGAUGGCUCAGGGACUGUCAGCCUCUGCUCUGGAAGGCCUGAAGACGGAAGAAGGGAGUGUCAGAGGCGCCCUGCCAGCUGUGUCAUCUCCCCCAGCUCCAGUUUCACCCUCAUCACCCACCACACAUAAUGGGGAGCUGGAGCCGUCAUUCUCCCCCAACACGGAGUCCCAGAUUGGGCCUGAGGAAGCCAUGGAGAGGCUGCAGGAGACAGAGAAGAUUAUAGCUGAGCUGAACGAGACAUGGGAGGAGAAGCUACGCAAGACAGAAGCCCUGAGGAUGGAGAGAGAAGCAUUGCUGGCUGAGAUGGGGGUGGCCGUCCGGGAGGAUGGGGGAACUGUGGGCGUCUUCUCUCCAAAGAAGACUCCCCACCUGGUGAACCUGAACGAAGACCCUCUGAUGUCUGAGUGUCUGCUCUACCACAUCAAAGAUGGCGUCACCAGGGUCGGCCAAGUAGAUAUGGACAUCAAGCUGACCGGACAGUUCAUUCGGGAGCAACACUGUCUGUUCCGGAGCAUCCCCCAGCCAGAUGGAGAAGUGGUGGUCACUCUGGAGCCUUGUGAAGGAGCUGAGACAUAUGUGAAUGGGAAGCUUGUGACGGAGCCGCUGGUGCUGAAGUCAGGGAAUAGGAUUGUGAUGGGCAAGAACCACGUUUUCCGCUUCAACCACCCGGAGCAGGCAAGGCUGGAACGGGAACGAGGGGUCCCCCCACCCCCAGGACCGCCCUCUGAGCCAGUCGACUGGAACUUUGCCCAGAAGGAACUGCUGGAGCAGCAAGGCAUCGACAUAAAGCUGGAAAUGGAGAAGAGGCUGCAGGAUCUGGAGAAUCAGUACCGGAAAGAAAAGGAAGAAGCCGAUCUUCUGCUGGAGCAGCAGCGACUGUAUGCAGACUCGGACAGCGGGGAUGACUCUGACAAGCGCUCUUGUGAAGAGAGCUGGAGGCUCAUCUCCUCCUUGCGGGAGCAGCUGCCGCCCACCACGGUCCAGACCAUUGUCAAACGCUGUGGUCUGCCCAGCAGUGGCAAGCGCAGGGCCCCUCGCAGGGUUUAUCAGAUCCCCCAGCGACGCAGGCUGCAGGGCAAAGACCCCCGCUGGGCCACCAUGGCUGACCUGAAGAUGCAGGCGGUGAAGGAGAUCUGCUACGAGGUGGCCCUGGCUGACUUCCGCCACGGGCGGGCUGAGAUUGAGGCCCUGGCCGCCCUCAAGAUGCGGGAGCUGUGUCGCACCUAUGGCAAGCCAGACGGCCCCGGAGACGCCUGGAGGGCUGUGGCCCGGGAUGUCUGGGACACUGUAGGCGAGGAGGAAGGAGGUGGAGCUGGCAGUGGUGGUGGCAGUGAGGAGGGAGCCCGAGGGGCGGAGGUGGAGGACCUCCGGGCCCACAUCGACAAGCUGACGGGGAUUCUGCAGGAGGUGAAGCUGCAGAACAGCAGCAAGGACCGGGAGCUGCAGGCCCUGCGGGACCGCAUGCUCCGCAUGGAGAGGGUCAUCCCCCUGGCCCAGGAUCAUGAGGAUGAGAAUGAAGAAGGUGGUGAGGUCCCCUGGGCCCCGCCUGAAGGAUCAGAGGCAGCAGAGGAGGCAGCCCCCAGUGACCGCAUGCCGUCAGCCCGGCCCCCCUCGCCACCACUGUCAAGCUGGGAGCGGGUGUCACGGCUCAUGGAGGAGGACCCUGCCUUCCGUCGUGGUCGUCUUCGCUGGCUCAAGCAGGAGCAGCUACGGCUGCAGGGACUGCAGGGCUCUGGGGGCCGGGGCGGGGGGCUGCGCAGGCCCCCAGCCCGCUUUGUGCCCCCUCACGACUGCAAGCUACGCUUCCCCUUCAAGAGCAACCCCCAGCACCGGGAGUCUUGGCCAGGGAUGGGGAGCGGGGAGGCUCCAACUCCGCUCCAACCCCCUGAGGAGGUCACUCCCCAUCCAGCCACCCCUGCCCGCCGGCCUCCGAGUCCCCGAAGGUCCCACCAUCCCCGCAGGAACUCCCUGGAUGGAGGGGGCCGAUCCCGGGGAGCGGGUUCUGCACAGCCUGAACCCCAGCACUUCCAGCCCAAAAAGCACAACUCUUAUCCCCAGCCACCCCAACCCUACCCAGCCCAGCGGCCCCCAGGGCCCCGCUACCCCCCAUACACUACUCCCCCACGAAUGAGACGGCAGCGUUCUGCCCCUGACCUCAAGGAGAGUGGGGCAGCUGUGUGAGUCCCACAUCCUGGGCAGAGGGCCUGGUGGGGCCCCUUGCUAGGAGAAGGGAAGACGCCCGAGACGCUGCUUCCCCAGAAGUGCUGGGGCAGGGAGGCCCAGGAGAUGAGAGAGAAGGUCCGAGUAGGUGAUAGAAGACAAGGGGGAGACCGAGCCGGAGGCUGAGGAAAGGAAGAGGGCACGGAGUUGCCAGGAGCAAACCAAAGUGAAGAGAGAGAUAGGAAGCUGCCUCGGGGCCACCCCUUGCAAAGGGGGUGUGUCCCACAAACGCUGCUAUGGGUGGGGUGGGGGGCUGGGGUGCUGCGUAGCCAGUGUUUGACUUUCUUUUCAAGUGGGGGAAAGUGGGAGAGGACUGAGAGUGAGGCAAGUUCUCCCCAGCCCCUGUCCGUCUGUCUGUCUGUCUGUGGUGGUUUCUGUUUCUUGGGAGGCAUGGUAGGAUCAUAAGUCAUUCCCCUCCCCUUCCAGGCCUCCUGCUAUAUUUGGGGGACCUGACUGGUUUGGCUGGAGUCCCAUGAGGAUGUGGGCCCUUUAAUAAAGGAUAGCAAACAGGGAGCUUGUGGCCUGUUUGUUUUGGGUUUUCAUGGAGGUGUAGGUUAUAUAAGGCAAUGGCACAGGUCUUAAGCAUACUUAUCAGUGAAGUAUUGUAUGUGUGCUCUGUGCAGGCACCACCCAGAUCUGGAUAUAAGAAUGUUUCCAUCUUGUCUUCCUGAACUUCACCCUCCUGUCUCUUCCUUCAGGGUGCGCAGCCCGAUCUUUUCCCCGCUUUUUUUUUUUGGGAGACAGGGUCUUGCUUUGUUGCCCAGGCUGGAGGUACAGUCUUGGCUCACUGCAGCCUCCGCCUCCUGAGUAGCUGGGAUUACAGGCAUGUGCCACCACGCCCGGCUCAUUACUGUUUUUUUUGUAGUGACGAGGUUUCACCAUAUUGGCCAGGCUGGUCUCGAACUCCUGAUGACCUCAAGUGAUCCGCCCACCUUGGCCUCCCAAAGUGGUGGGAUUACAGGUGUGAGCCACCGCGCCCGGCCUCCCCUGCUUUCAUGUUUGCUUACCCAGUGUCUCAGUCUGUGCCAGCAGCACCACUGUCUGUUAUGGACAAAGCACAGAAGCGGGGAUGCGAGGGGAGGUAGAGGGACCGCCAGCCUGUCAAUGCUUAACUGGCUGUUGCUGACAGAUACAGAAGGAUUUGUGGGGUACAGAGGAGUUCUGCUUUAAGUCACCUAACUUACUUGAAAGGUCUCCCAAGCAGCCAGUUUCUCUUGAUAGUGAAUGGGUUGGGCAAGCAUACUGCGCUUACCUGAUUGUUUUCAUCCUGGUUGUGUUACCUGCCUUCUGGCAGGCUACAUCAUUGUUCCCAGUCGUUAUUUUAUUUGUGUUAAGACUGUUUGUUGGCCAGGCGCAGUGGUUCACGCCUGUAAUGCCAGCACUGGGAGGCCGAGGCAGGUGGAUCACGAGGUCAGGAGAUCGAGACCAUCCUGGCUAUCAUGGUGAAACCCCAUCUCUACUAAAAAUAAAAAUAAAAAAAUUAGCCGGGCAUGGUGGCGGGGGCCUGUAGUCCCAGCUACUCAGGAGGCUGAGGCAGGAGAAUGGCAUGAACCUGGGAGGCGGAGCUUGCAGUGAGCUGAGAUUGCGCCACUGCACUCCAGCCUGGGCGACAGAGCGAGACUCCAUUUCAAGAAAAAUUAAAAAACUGUUUGUUGCCUGCUUGUUUUAAUGUUCUGGCUUGAGGCAGCGAGCCCUUGACUAUGCCACAUUGCCAGGAUUUUGCAGGUUAGAUUGUACUACAGCACUGCCUUUGGCUUGCCAGACUCUGGAGUCCCCACAUUUUCAUCCUGUUCUCAGGAAAACACUUUGACCCACUUGAAGCUCUGAGCUACUGCUUCACAGCUUCCUGGGGUCAGUCUCCAGCCAAAACCAUAGAUAUCCCAACUGCAGCCAAACCACGGCUCUGGGCGAAGGAACGAUUAGGUUUACUCUAGGUUUCCACACCCUGAUGCUCCUGCCUUUACUUUGACACCUCUGACUGCCAGGUUUUCACAGACCUGUUGACAGUGACUCAAGAUCUGGAAUGUAAUGGAUGGUUUGGCAACAGUGUUUGCUUGAGCAGUUUAAAAUCUGGCCAGGGAGACUCAAUGUGAGCAAGAAAAUGAUAGAAUACCAAGUUUUCUGGAGGUCAGAGGGAGCUGAGUUGAGUGUUACCGAGAAUGCUGUGGGGUUUGAGAUGAGAAAAAUAGCUUGCUAAUUUAAAAGACGGAUUAUUUUUCCCUAAAGACCUUGACUUAUGUAAAUGUAUAUUAUCCAUAAUUUUAAAAAUCCACUUAUGGCUGGGCACAGAAGCUCACACCUGUAAUCCCAGCACUUUGGGAGGCUGAGGCAGGAGGAUCAGUUGAGUCCAGGAGUUCGAGACCAGCCUGGGCAACAUAGUGAAACCCUGUAUCUACAAAACAUAGAAAAACUAGUUGGGUGUGGUGGUGUGUACCUGUAGUUCCAGCUACUAGGGAGGUAGGAAGAUCACCUGAGCCCAUGGAGAUUGAGGCUGUGGUGAGCUGUGAAGGCACCACAGCACUCUGGCCUGGGCAAGAGUGGGACUCUCUCAAAAAAAAAAAAAAAAAAAAAUCCACAUAUCCAGCCUUCCAAGUCAGUCUUUAAUAAUGUGCACGGGCCAGGCACAGUGGCUCACACCCGUAAUCCCAACACUUUGGAAUAUUAGGGUGGGAGCAUCACUUGAGGCCAGGAAUUUGAGACCAGCCUGGGCAACAUAGUGAGACUGCCCCCCCCAUCUCUACAAAAAAUAAAAAUCAAAAAUAAUACUGUGGGCAAACUUUACUUAGAUUUUAUUCAGAGUAGUGCCUGUUUAUUUUUCAUCUGUGCUACCUGUGCCGGCAUUCCAUAUGCAUUUGAUUUAGUCUUUAAAGUACCCCGGUAAAAUAGGUCUUUUGUCUGCAUUUUUCAGAUGGGAAGACUGAGGUUUUGUUUAUUUAUUUUUAUUUAUUUAUUUUUUGAGACGGAGUCUCGCUCUGUUGCCUAGGCUGGAGUGCGAUGGCACAAUCUUGGCUCACUACAACCUCCGCUUCCUGGGUUCAAGCGAUUCUCCUGCCUCAGCCUCCUGAGUAGCUAGGAUUACAGGCGCCCACAACCGCACCCGGCUAAUUUUUUGUAUCUUUAGUAGAGACAGGGUUUCACUAUGUUGUCCAAGCUGGUUUCGAAUUCCUGACCUCAGGUGAUCCACCCGCCUCUGCCUCCCAAAAUGUUGGGAUUACAGGCGUGAGCCACCACGCCCAGCCUAUUUAUUUAUUUUUUUAGAAUCAAGAUCUUGCUAUGUUGCCCAGGCUGAACUCGAACUCCUGGGCUCAAGCAAUCCUGCCUCCCAAGCCAAGCAGCUGGUACUGCAAGCAUGUGCCACCGUGCCUGGCUCCUGAAGACUGAGGUUGGUUUAGAUUAAUGAGUUGCCCAAAUUCAGACAGUUCUUAAGUGGCAAAGUUAGGAUUCCAACCCAGGUCAACAUAACUAAAGCCCAAACCCCAUCUCACCCCUCUAGGCCAUCAAGUAUUGGCUGGGUGCGGUGGUUUAUGUCUGUAAUCCCAGCACUUUGGGAGGCGGAGGCGGGAGGACUGUUUGAGCUCAGGAGUUUGAGACCAGCCUGGGCAACAUAACAAGACCCUGUCUCUACAAAAAUAUAUAAAUUAGCCGGGUGUACUGGCUCACACCUGUAGCUACUUGGGAGGCUGAGGUGGGAGGAUCGCUUGAGCCUGGGAGGUCAAGGCUGCGGUGACCUGUGAUUGCACCACCAGGAGACCCUGUCUUAAAAAUGUAUAUAUAAAAAUAAAAAGAACAUCAGACAUCACCAUCACCUCGCUUAGAAUCCAUGGGGCCUUCUCCUCAAAUUCAAUCUUCCCAGGCAUUUCAUGAACUUGCGUCUAGUUUCUGUUCCCUCUCAAAUUGCCCAGGCUGUCCUGUGAGUGACAGCAGCUAUUUCGUGGGCCUCCUCUGGAAUCAUGAGAAGUCACCCAAACAAUCUCAGUUUUCUAGCUCACUCCGUCUUGACAUUUCUACACUGUCAUCCUUGGUUUUCUUGGAAAUUAAUUUGCUUUUCUUCAUUGUCUUUCUUUGGAGCUGCUUUCCUUUUGUUGGUUACUAUUUUAUUUUUAGCUUCUCACACCAUACCGACAUAUGUUGGUUAUUCUUUUAGACAUGUUUUUUGUUGUUGUUGUCACCUGGAACUUUUGUAUCUUGAAUAAAUUUGGGGAUCAAAUACA